This is a messenger RNA of Selaginella moellendorffii, 610 nucleotides long. RefSeq lists its product as uncharacterized. NCBI's taxonomy places the organism in Eukaryota, Viridiplantae, Streptophyta, Lycopodiopsida, Selaginellales, Selaginellaceae. The record is from RefSeq and is a predicted model, not a curated record. The transcript has 3 exons. The coding region runs from base 57 to 431 and encodes 124 amino acids.
UUAAAAAAGAACUGUGUAGAGAUGUCCGUCGUCUGUCUCCCUCGCGUGUGUGAGGAAUGGAGGUUUGUCCGCUGCUUGCGCUUCGAAUCAGGCUUGUGAUCCAGAAGCUCAAACGCGCCGCGCUCAGGCUUAAAGGUAGAUUGUUUUUUGGAUCCCAGAGAUUUAGCUGCUUAUCAGGAAAGAAGAAGAGGAAAAGCUCCACAGAGCAGAGAAUUCAGCCGGCUAGAAGAACACCCAAGGAAAUCAAGAGAGAAUAUGGAUUCGAGGAUUCUCCAGCAGCAAAGGCCAGAGCUGCUCUAGCAGAGCGCCAGGAGAAACUCAAGAGGGUAGAGGACAAGGCCCAAGCACUACACAGCAAUUCGGAGAACUUCGCCGCGACAGCGAGAGAGCUGGAGAAGAUGAUGGCCUCUCGCAAAUGGUGGCAAGUUUAGAGAGAUUGCUCGUUCGUUCGUUAGCUCUUCGUCAAACAAACAAAAGAACUAUGCUCGAUCGAUUUUGAUGAUCGAGUAGUUCGCGUAGUUCUUUCAAGCAAUGAGAGGGAGGGACGUGGACGCGUGCUUGUAAAUCUCGUUGAUCGAUUCGAAAGUGACAAGAUCGGCUUUAGAUUUCC